This is a messenger RNA of Verticillium alfalfae VaMs.102, 960 nucleotides long. Its product is annotated as PBSP domain-containing protein. The transcript has a single exon. The record is from RefSeq and is a predicted model, not a curated record. NCBI's taxonomy places the organism in Eukaryota, Fungi, Ascomycota, Sordariomycetes, Glomerellales, Plectosphaerellaceae. Bases 1 to 960 code for a protein of 319 amino acids.
AUGUCGCUCGCUUCGCAGUCACCAGCCAUCUCCAACCCGUUUGCGCCCCUCUGCACCCCCGUCCCGCGUCCUGACACAGACGACUCGUCUUCAACACCAUCCUCGUCUGCAUCUCCGUCUCAGUCUGACCCUUCCUCUCAUUCAUCCACCGCCAUGGCCGCCUCCGCCUCUGCCGCCGCCUCCGCCUCCAAAAACCCCUUUCCCACCCCCAAGCUACGCCUCGAGAUUCGCGAUCUCAACCACGCCGGCGCAACCGCCUUCCUCGCGACGACGACAGCCUCGACCCUUCUCCAAGACGCCAUCGCCAACGUCCUGCGCCUCCUCUACAGCACGCCUUCGACCCCGGACACGACGGCGCCCCCGACCCGCUCCGUGACCGUCAUCCUGCGCGCCAUGCCCGGCGUGGCCUACACGACGGGCUCCGACCUCGACGCCGACCACAAGGAGAUCCACUUCUCGCUGUCCUACAUCGCCGGCAUCCCCGCCGACCGCCGCACCGCCGAGAUCACCGGCGUCCUGACCCACGAGCUGGUCCACUGCUACCAGUGGAACGCCCGCGGCACCUGUCCCGGCGGCCUCAUCGAGGGCGUCGCCGACUGGGUCCGCCUGCGCUGCCGCCUGUCGCCGCCCCACUGGAAGCGGGAGACGGACGGCCGCUGGGACGGCGGCUACCAGCACACGGCCUACUUCCUCGACUACCUCGAGCGCCGCUUCGGCGACGGCACCGUCCGCCGCCUCAACGAGAAGCUGAGGUCCGCCCAGUACCACGAAAAGGCCUUUUGGACCGAGCUGCUCGGCCGGCCCGUCGACCAGCUGUGGGGGGACUACGCCGACAAGGUGAGGGACGAUGAGACGGUCAUUGUCAACAAGGACGACAUUUCGGAUGAUGAUGUGAGGUUGGGGCUGAGGGACGGGGCCGCGGCGGUCGAGGGCAAACUAGAUGGACAAGACGCAAGGUAG